GGACCUUCCUGAAUCUCCGUGUAAGUGACCAUGGCCGGUCGGAUUCCCUCCUUCUGUCCUGGGAUGAGCCAGAGGGGUGUGCUGAGGAAUAUUUGCUCGCCCUCUCGUCCCUGGGGUCGGGCACGCUGCUGCAGAAUGGAUCUGCUGGACCAAACAUCACCAGCUUCUGGUUCCACGGGCUGACCCCUGGCAUGCACUACAAGAUUGAGGUGUCAGCCACGCUUGCCUGCAUGGAGACCACCAGCCAGACAGUCACAGCACAGACAAGUCCUUCACCCAUCCGCAACCUGAGCCUGAGCAGCAGCGGGAGCUCCGCUGUGCUGCACGCCUCCUGGGCGCAUGCGCACGGGCAGCGAGAUGGCUACCACCUUGCCCUCUACCACAGUGACUCCCAGACGCUCGUGAGAAAUGUGUCCGUCCUGCCAAACACCUCCACAUUCCUGUUUGACGGGUUGCUGGCUGGCAGCGAGUACGCCUUGAAGGUCAGCACACUGUCUGGAUCCAGCCAGGCAAGCACCAGUAUCCACCAGUGGACAGCUCCCUCCGUCCCCACCCAGCUGAGGCUCAGACCAGGCUCCAGCACCAGCCUCAUCGCUUCCUGGGCGGACGCUGGGGGGGCUGCCUGGCUGCACCUUGUGCUCCACAACCUCCUCACCCAGACGGUGACCACCACCCUGUCAGCCAGGAGGGGUCUGACCAGUUACACCUUCCAGCAUCUCCGCCCUGGCACGCACUACUGGCUGGGGCUGAGCGCCGUGGCUGGGCCCUACACAGCGGCGGGGCCGAAUGCCACUGCUUGGACAUAUCCCCUGAGCCCUGGCAAUGUGACCCUGAGCAGCGCAGAGGAGCAGAGCUCCUUGCAGGCUUGCUGGAGCACCCCGGCAGGAGAGAGGGACUUCUACCUGGUGACGCUGCAGGAGGGAGAGGACAGUGCUCCAACGAGGAACAUCUCCGUCAGCGGAGACAACGGUCAUGUCACCUUCCACGGACUGAGCCCCGGGAAGCAGUACUCUGUCCAGGUGACGGCGGUGGCUGGGCCGUACCAGGCAUCAGCCCACAGCACAGCAGCCUGGACACAGCCACUUGCACCAUCCGCCGUGAGUCUGUCCAGCCAGGGGAGCCCCUACAGCCUACUGGCCAGCUGGGAGGAGGCAAUGGGAGAGGGCUACGUGGUGGCCCUCAGCCCUGUGGAGCACCCCGUGAAGAACAGCUCGCUGCUCAGGGGUGUCACCAACUUCACCUACGAGGGCCUCCGCCCUGGGACUGUCUACACCUUUGAGGUCAGCACCGUGGCUGGCCCCUACACCUCCACACCCCGGCGCGUCUCCAACUGGACAUAUCCUCUGCCCCCGGAGCAGCUGGCCCUCAGCAAUCAGGGCCACAGCACCUCUCUGCAAGCCUCCUGGAGAGCAGCUCCUGCUGGCAGCACUGGCUAUGCAUGCACCCUCUGGGAAACGAAGUCCCAGAAGCAGGUCAGGAACAUAACUGUGGGGAACAACUGGACAAACAUCACCUUUGAGGACCUCGUCCCCGGGCGACAGUAUACACUGGAGAUGGCUUCUAUGGCUGGACCUUACAGAUCCCGUGUGCGAUCAGCCACAGACUGGACCUACCCCCUGGCGCCAGCCGGUGUGACCCUGACCAACACCCGACGCCCGCUGGGACUCUCUGCGUUCUGGGACAAGGCUGAUGGCGACGUGGACCAGUUCCACCUCCAGCUCUACAGCAAGAGCCAUCCAGCACAGAGGAACAUCUCAGUGGGGCCAAACACCCACAACUUCACGUUCCUGGGGUUGUCCCCUGGCGUGCAGUACUUCCUGAAGGUGACCGUCCUCGCUGGCCCAUACAGAUCCUCGUCACACUUUGCCACUGAGUGGACAUAUCCCCUGUCUCUGGCUAAUGUGAGUGUACAGCCUGGCCAGAGACCCCAGGAGCUACGUGUGAGCUGGGUGGAGUCAGGCGGUGGCAGAGACCACUUGGUACAGCUCUCGGUGGCUGAGUCCCUGUCCAUCAUCAGGAAUGUGUCUGUCCCCCGUGGAGUCACCCAGCUUGACCUGGAGGGGCUGGUGCCAGGGUCCCGAUACCGUGUGGAGAUCAUUUCUCAGGCUGGGCCUCAUCGCACCUCCUCUCAGACUGCCAUCGGCUACACUGUCCCGCUGACGGCAUGCCCUGUCAGCAGUGCUUGGGCUCUGGCUGUGCAGUGGGAGACCCCUCCUGGGCAGAGGGAUGGAUACCAGCUCAGCGUGCACGAGGAGGGCUCUUCUUCACCAGCAAGGAACCUGGAAUCAGGGAAGGACAGCACCAAUGUCACCCUGGCACGGCUGGCACCGGGAACUUGCUACCUUGUUGGGAUCUGGGCAGUAGCUGGACCCUACCGCUCCCUCCCCAAGAACAUGUGCACAAGGAACCUGGAAUCAGGGAAGGACAGCACCAAUGUCACCCUGGCACGGCUGGCACCGGGAACUUGCUACCUUGUUGGGAUCUGGGCAGUAGCUGGACCCUACCGCUCCCUCCCCAAGAACAUCACUGGCUGCACAGUUCCUGCUGCACCGACAAACCUGAGCCUUACCAACCCAGGCAGCUCCUCAGAGCUUUACACGUGCUGGAACAAGCCCCCCGGCAGGAGGGACCACUACCGUGUUAUUCUGUAUAGCCUCAGCACCCGGAGCAGGGAGCGAGUCCAGACCGUGAGUCCGGAUGCACAGAACGUCACCUGGACCCACCUGGAGGCAGGCAGCAGGUUUGCUGUGCAGGUCACUGCUGUGAAAGGCUCAUUCGAAGCUUCCUCCACCAACAUCACCGAAUGGACAUACCCCUUGGCCCCUGCCAACCUCACCCUGGGCAGCCCCUCUGCCUCCAUGCUGCAGGCCUCCUGGGCAGCGAUGGGGCGAGUGGCGGAAGGCUACGUGGUGGAUGUCUAUGACACAGCCUCCAGCAGUCGUCUUGAGAGCAUGGUGCUGGGUGGGGAUGCCAGGAGCCACACCUUCAGAAACCUGAGCCCCGGCACCCACUACAACCCAGCCGGCCCCUUCCACACCAGCGCCCCCAACAUCACUCACUGCACACUUCAAGAGGCUGUACUGGUGCAGCCAGAUCCUGCCUUCCUCACCCACCCUCGCAAGCGCCUGGUGCUCGUGCCCUGCUGUCCAUUGCCACCGACCGCCGUGCACUGGCUGAGCACAGGGCACCCCGACAUGCUGAGCGCAUCCUGGAGAGCUGCAGCGGGGGGGCGAGACAGAUACACCCUGACUCUGUACCAUGUGUGGCUGGGCACCGUGGCAGCUACAGUCUCACUCAGGAGAGACAUCCACAACUUCACCUUCAUGGGCCUGACCCCAGGAUACGAGUACUCCCUGGAGGCCAGUGCCACGGUGGGACCAUACCGGGCAGCAGCACCCAACAUCAGUGGCUGGACACGCCCGCUGCCCCCGGCCACCGUGCGCUUGCUGAGCAUGGGGCACUCCGACAGGCUGAGCGCGUCCUGGGGAGCUGCAGCUGGAGGGCGAGACAGCUACGCACUGACUCUGUACCACGCGCGGCUGGGCAUGGUGGCAGCUACAACCUCACUUGGGAGAGACACCCACAACUUCACCUUCACGGAACUGGCCCCAGGAAGCAAGUAUGUGCUGGAGGUGAUGUCCGUGGCGGGGUCCUACCAGGCACCUGCAGGGAACGUCAGCAACUGGACGUACCCCCUGGCACCCCGUAACGUGUACAUGACGAACCAGGGGUAUCCCAACAGGCUGAGCACGUCCUGGCGAGCUGAACCCCAAGGACAAGACAGUUACAGGCUCCUCCUGUAUCACUCGGGAUCAGUUAUUGUGGCAGCCAAUGUGUCUGUUGGGAAAGGCACCAGCAAAUUCACCUUUUCUGGCCUGGCUCCAGGUCACAAAUACCUGCUGGAAGUGGUGUCCGUGGCAGGGCCCUACGCUGCCUCCGCAGGGAACAUCAGCGACUGGACAACCCCUUCAGUUCCCAAAAAUCUCUCUGCGGUGGCUGAAGGGAACAACACGAUGCUCAUCUCCUGGAGCAGUGUCUCUGGACAGCAGGACGACUGCCAGCUGUGGCUGCGGGAUCCCAGGAACAGCACGCUACCCUGGCGGCACACGCUUCUCAGGGGGCAACUCCAGCACCUCCUCCAGGGGCUGAUCCCAGGGAGGAAUUACUCCGUCUCUUUGAGCUGCGUGGCUGGGCCCUACUGGAGCAGCACCAAGCCCUUGGCAGUGCCGAUGGAGCCAAACCCGGUGGAGGAUGUGCAGUGCCUACCGGAGUCAAGGAGCCUUUACUUGAACUGGACCAGCUCUCGUGGAGAUGUGGAGGCUUAUGAGGUGGUGACAGAGAGACUCUCUGACAGACCUCCCACCUCCAAGUAUGUCAUGAGCACCCAUACAAGCGCUGCCAGUCUGGAGGGGCUGGGGCCAAACUCAUCAUACCGAAUUGUCGUGAGCACAGUGGGCAUGAACAACAUGAGGAGCCAGGCUGUGACUCUGCUCUGCAACACAACAGUGGAGGCCCUGCCUCCACCCCUGCGAGCAGACAUCUUCCAGGUGGAGGCCAGCUCCACAGUCAUCAUUUCAUCUGACCUGUUCAGUGAGGAGAAUGGCCAGAUCGAGUAUUACGGUGUCAUCGCUACCACUAACGAUUCAUUGCUGAGGCCCACCCAGGAAAUCAUGUCCAGCACAUGGUAUGACCACUAUUAUGGGACAGAAGACUCCUACCUGGCUGUGCUAAUCCCCAAUCCCUUCCAUCCGAGCCCCAGGAGCUCCCCCGAAACCUGGCGAGUGCCAGUGGGAACAGAGGAGUGCGGCCAGUCCAGGGCAACAUGCAACGGGAAGCUGAAAGCCAACGAACAGUACAGGUUCAGCAUUGCUGCCUUCACCAAAUAUGACCCAGUAGCCCCUGCAGUGACAUUCACCAUGUUCUCAGCUAUUUUUGGUUUGGUCUACUGGAAACAGCUCAGAGCAAAGAGAACCAAGAAGAGCAGCCUGCCCCAGGAAAUGGUGACCUACAGCUUGAGAAACGUCCAUCGGCCUAUUCCCAUACAGAACUUCAAGCAGUACUAUGAGAUGAAGACAGCAAGUGCUAACCACGCUUUUUUCCAGGAGUUUGAGGAGCUGAAGGAAGUUGGGAAAGAGCAGCCUAAGGUGGAGGCAGAGCUACCGGUGAAUGUCUCCAAGAACAGAUAUCCCCACGUGCUGCCCUAUGAUCACUCUCGGGUCAAGCUGAGCCAACUAGGGGAGGAUCCACACUCAGAAUAUAUCAAUGCCAACUUCAUGCCUGGCUAUACAUCCCAGCAGGAGUUCAUUGUCACCCAGGGGCCCCUGAAGAAAACGAUAGAGGACUUCUGGAGGCUGGUGUGGGAGCAGAACAUCUGCAACAUCAUCAUGCUGACAGUGUGCAUGGAGAACGGUCGGGUCCUCUGUGAUCACUACUGGCCAUCCGAAUCUGCCCCGGUCUCCUAUGGGCAGGUCCGGGUCCACCUGCUGACACAGAGCAGCUCCGAGGAGUGGACCAUGCGCGAGUUCAAACUAUGGCAUGAGAGUCUCCGGGCAGAACGGCACGUGUCUCACUUGCACUACACAGCAUGGCCCGACCAUGGGAUCCCGGAGUCCACAACUUCCAUUAUGACCUUCAGAGACCUGGUCCGGGAGCACAUCCAGAGCACCAGGGAUGCGGGGCCGACCCUCGUGCACUGCAGUGCUGGGGUGGGCCGCAGCG
Pterocles gutturalis (yellow-throated sandgrouse) is the source of this 5718-nucleotide messenger RNA. Its product is annotated as receptor-type tyrosine-protein phosphatase V-like. Gene Ontology annotation, biological process: protein dephosphorylation. Lineage: Eukaryota; Metazoa; Chordata; Aves; Pterocliformes; Pteroclidae. Gene Ontology annotation, molecular function: protein binding; protein tyrosine phosphatase activity. The annotation marks the transcript as partial. The record is from RefSeq and is a predicted model, not a curated record. The transcript has 30 exons.